Messenger RNA from Sitodiplosis mosellana (orange wheat blossom midge), 793 nucleotides. RefSeq names its product general odorant-binding protein 71 (gene Obp59a). The coding region runs from base 1 to 753 and encodes 250 amino acids. Lineage: Eukaryota; Metazoa; Arthropoda; Insecta; Diptera; Cecidomyiidae. The transcript has 3 exons. The record is from RefSeq and is a predicted model, not a curated record. Gene Ontology annotation, molecular function: odorant binding.
AUGCAAUCGUUUCAAUUAACUUUAGUUGUUGUUUCGGCAGUAUUAUUCGCGGUGUGCUUCGAGUGUCAGUCGUUGAGAUGUCGCACAGAUGAUGGACCGGUUGGAGAAGAUAUUAAAAAAAUUGUGCGAAUUUGCAUGCAUAAAGUCGGCAAAAAUGAAACAGAGAAUGAUUAUAGUGAGGAAGAUAGUUUAGACUCAGAAGAGAAAAACGGUGAAGUAUCAACGCAUCGAGUGAAUGAUAGGCAAAAUUUCAACAGAUUUAACUAUCAAAAUAACAUGCAAAACAAUAUGCAGAACAUCCCGUAUGGAAAUCCCAAUAAUAAUAACAUGUAUAAGCAAAAUAACUUCGGCAAUAACGACAAUCAACGAUCCUAUAAUAAUCAAUUUCAAAAUCAGAAUCCUGGAUACAGCAACCGUUUCAAUAGUAAUAAAGCAAGCGCAAAUAAUAAUCAAACAGAACAAGAUCGAGCGUGCUUAGUACAUUGUUUCUUCCAUGAAUUAAAAAUGACAAACAGUGAAGAUUUUCCAGAAAAACGAAAGAUGCUUCAAGUUCUUACCAAAGAUAUACGUGAACAAGAAGUAAGAGAAUUUUAUGUUGACUCAAUCCAAGAGUGCUUUCACAUGGUUGAUAAUUUGGACAGUUACAAUCGUCGACAAAACAAAUGCGAUGUAGCUUAUACGAUUGUAACCUGCCUAACGGAACGAGCCAAAACUAAUUGUGAGGAUUUUCACAAUGAUAUGAUUAUAUUCUGAGGGAAUUUUUAGAUAUUAAUUCAUAUUUGUUUUUCUUAAU